GUGCAAUUAUUGAUAAGAGGCGUAUCAAACGAUAGCGUAUUGUUGUCCCCUUUACCCAAUUCAAGAAACGUAGAAAACCAGAAAUCAAUUCCCUGUUAAUUUCCUUCCAAUUCCCAAGACCCAAAACCCAUCUCACAGAAUUACUACUGUUGAUAGCAUCCGCCAUGGCCAAAAGCUCCUUCAAAUUGGAACAUCCUCUGGAGAGGCGCCAAGCUGAGGCUGCUCGUAUCAGGGAAAAGUAUCCCGACAGAAUACCGGUUAUCGUGGAGAAGGCUGAAAGAAGCGACAUACCCGACAUAGACAAGAAAAAGUAUCUGGUACCAGCCGAUCUGAGUGUAGGACAGUUCGUGUAUGUGGUAAGAAAAAGGAUAAAGCUGAGUGCAGAAAAGGCCAUCUUCAUCUUUGUGAAGAAUGUUCUGCCACCCACUGCUGCAAUGAUGUCUGCAAUAUAUGAGGAAAACAAAGAUGAGGAUGGUUUCCUGUACAUGACUUACAGUGGAGAGAAUACAUUUGGAGCUGAAUGAAUGAAUGAUUUAUGUACAUUCUUUAUAUCUUUCUCUAUUAAAGUUUGUUCUUGGCAUGUUAUUAGUAAUAUAAAUGAUGUAUGGUGGUGUUUUCCGUUUCAACAUUGACACAUGAGAUUGCAGCUUGGCUUCUUUAAACCAGAAAUCAUAAAGUUGUCUAAUUGUUAUAAA
Messenger RNA from Cynara cardunculus var. scolymus (artichoke), 695 nucleotides. RefSeq names its product autophagy-related protein 8C-like. NCBI's taxonomy places the organism in Eukaryota, Viridiplantae, Streptophyta, Magnoliopsida, Asterales, Asteraceae. The record is from RefSeq and is a predicted model, not a curated record. The coding region runs from base 165 to 524 and encodes 119 amino acids. Gene Ontology annotation, biological process: cellular response to nitrogen starvation. The transcript is spliced from 6 exons.